This is a messenger RNA of Spinacia oleracea (spinach), 2896 nucleotides long. RefSeq lists its product as uncharacterized. The record is from RefSeq and is a predicted model, not a curated record. Lineage: Eukaryota; Viridiplantae; Streptophyta; Magnoliopsida; Caryophyllales; Amaranthaceae. The transcript has 2 exons. The coding region runs from base 2102 to 2797 and encodes 231 amino acids.
GAGUUUUUGUUUCAAGCAUUGAGGACAAUGCCGAAUUCUAGCUUAGGGGGAUAGCUUUUCGCUAGCUUGGGGGAGACUUCAUUCUUUUUUGUUUCUUUCUUUUCACUUUUCUUUCUUUUUCUUUUUUAUAAAACUCAAAAUCCAAAAAUAUUUUCUUUAUUUAUUUCAUUUUUUUUCCUUUCAAAUUGUUGUUAAAUAAUCACAAAAAAAAAAAAAAAUCGAAAAAGUUUUGAAAAUCCAAAAAAGUCUCAAGUGAUUGAAUAAAAGCACUAAAAAUGAUUUGCUAGUCCAAAGGAAGAAUCUUGAUGAUUUUUAAUGUGGAUUCCCUUGCUUGUCAUUUGGAUAAUUAAGUAAAGGUAUUUCCGUUGAAUUUUUGCAUGUAUGAGUUAGGGCGAUUAGGGAUAGCUUAAUCUUUGUUGCUUGAGUCUCUACUUGAAAAAGUUUUUGAUAAUUCUAAAUGGCGAGCUUUGGUUUGAAAAGAGUUUGUUUUGUUCUCUUUUGGAUGUUCUUCGCUACCUUAAUUCCCUUUGGUGCACUUCAUUCCCCCGAAUAAGCUAUGCUAAGAUUUAAUUGGAUUGUAGAGCAAAAAGAUUGUGAUUUAUGUUUUGAGUCCAAUAAUGUAAUACCUCGUAUUUUUAUAAUAUUUAUAAAUAUAUUUUAUUAUAUUCAUAAAGCAUUUUAUGAUUUAUUAUCGUUUAAAUAAUAUUUAAACGCAUUGCAUUUAAUGUAUUUUAAUUUAAUUAGAAUAUUUAUUAUUUUAAUUAAUUACGAAACGAAUUUAAUUCUUGAGUCGGGAAAUUAAAUGAGUUGCAAAUGAUUUUUAAAGGCUUCGGGUUUUAAAUGAAAAGUCCAAUUCGUUUUAUUAAACGAGCCCAAUCAAAAGUAUUUAAUUCAAGUCCUAAGCUAGCCCAAUUCAUUUAAUUCCUAAGCCCAACUCAAAUAUCCUAAGCCUAGCCCAUCAAGGGAUUAGGGAGCCUAUAAAUAGACCCCCCCAUCAUUAAAUGAACCCCUAAAAUUUCAUAAAGCCCCUUUUUGAUUUCUUGCACCUCACUCCUCUCCUCUCUUUGCUCGGCACACCGCACGCACGCACGCAGCCCCGUGCUCGUGCUGCUGCGCCCUUGUGCUGCUCGGCCUCACGCCCAGCGCCCACUCCCUCUGGCUCUCUCCUCGCGCACGCCAGCGCCCACUCCCUCUCUUCCUCUCUCCCUCGCGCACAGCGCGCCCCUGCUUCGCUCGCCUUCCCUCGCGCACAGCGCCCACACUCUCGCCUUCUCUCGCUCUCUCCUCGCGCACAGCGCGCGCCCCUGCUGCCCUCAUCCCCUCGUCGCAGCGCGCGCCCCUGCUGCCCUCGUCCCCUCGCCGCAGCGCGCGCCCCUGUGCCUCGUCCCCUCGCUGCUGCGCGCACACACACGGUCGUGUGUGUGUGUUGUUCGUUCGUUGUUCAAUUCUUUUCGCCCAAUCACAUUAUAUUCGUGGUUGUUCCGUGCUAUAGGCCGGAUUGGUAUAAUUCUCUUCUUCCUUACCUAUUCUAUUUAAAUUCCGUAUUUUAAAUUAUUAUAUUAAUAUUGUUUUGAGUAAUUAAAAUGCUGGGAACCGGUUAUGAAUACCGUGGUUUGAGGAUUUGUGUGUUGUGAUUCAUUAGGUUUGUUUUAAUUAUUAAUGAAUUUUCAGAUUUUUUUAUUGAAUAAAGCAUUGAUUUUUAUGAUAAUAAACUAGUGUUAUUGGGAUUUUCAAGUUAGGGUUUUAACCUAGACCUAAUGAGUCAAUUGAUUAGCAUAAUUAGGUGAUGAUUUAAUUAUGAUAAUCAAUUAUAUUUUCAGAUUUGAAUAAAGGUUUAAAGUGUCGAUUUUUAUUGAUGUUAAAGGCAGAAAAAGUAUGUUUUCGUACUAGGGAUUGAUUUUGUAAAUUGAGACGAUUUUAUUAUUGAAAAACGAUUGAAUUCUAAAAUCUAAAGGAGGUUUUAAUUUUUAUAAAGUUGCUGGAAAUUUAAUGAACAUGGAAAUAAUUUAAGUUUCAUUAUUUUGAUGAUAGGAGGUGAUUUCUAGUUGAGUGCUCGUUAUUGCAAAGUGGCCCCUACGCUUAGGUAUUCAAGGAAUUAAGGAUGCUACCUUCUAAGUUCACCAGUCUAGGAUACUUAGAGAAGAUGGAUAAUGAGACUCCUCGCACGUAUGUUCAAAAGAUCGUGUUUGCUUGUGACUAUUUGGCUUCGACCAAGAAUAUGCCCCACCUUAGGCACAAAGAUAUGAUGGCUAGUAUGAUUAUACAUUGUUUACCCCAUAAGAACCCUUACAUAGACCUCAAGAAUAGGUUCAGUGACAUGCAUUAUGGUGAUGGUACCCCUAAUUGGUACAAGUAUGGGACUAGUGAUGGUAGGUGGAAGUAUGAUUCUGAGGUUCUUGCUACUAUCCUAGAGGUUGCGGAAAUUAGCUAUGAGGAUGGGAAGUAUUCUGCGGGUCUAGGUAUGGGCUAUGGAGGAGUAGAAAGUGAUGGUGAGGAUGGCAUGAUCCAUGAUGAACAAGCUAGUGAUGUUGAGGAGGAUAGUGAUGAUGAUGUGGUAGAGAUUGAAAAUCCUAACCCUAUAGUUCCUGAACCAACCAUUGAGAUAUCCAGUGGGUCUGAAGAUGAGCUUGAAGAGAAUAAUGUGGUUGAUAGUGAGCCACAGCAAAAUGAUGAGGCUAUGGAUGAAGACUCGGAUCCGGAAGAAGACUUGGAUGAUCCUAAUGAUCAAGACUUUACUCUAGAGCAAUACAAGGAAAGAAAUGAUCGUUGUGAUACGUUAGUCUCUAGAGAAAUGUAAUCCUUAGUUUUAUUUUUCGUUGAUUAAUAAAGUGGUAAAGCUACUAUUUAUGGUUUUAGUUUAUUAUAGUUGGAGAAUAAAUGUUAUGGCAUUAGUGGA